UCUCGCGAUAUCGUGAAGGCUCGCGAAGCGUUUGUUGGGGCUUGACUUAGCCUUGUUGAAUAAUUGACUAUGGAGAGGGAGAUAACGGAAGUGAGGACUGGAGCCCGGGCAUUGUGAUGGUGAUUUGCGCGAGUCUGUUGAGUUUUAGUCAGACCCCGUGAAGAAAGGGAGCUUCAGUCAUCUCCUCCAGUCUUAUCGGCUAAGGAUGGAGACGAAACGGAAAGAAACGCGCAAGUCUUUGAGGAUCAAAGUAAUCUCCAUGGGUAACGCCGAGGUUGGCAAGAGCUGCGUUAUCAAGCGAUACUGUGAGAAGAGAUUUGUGCCCAAAUAUCUUGCAACAAUUGGCAUUGAUUAUGGUGUCACCAAAGUGCAAAUUAGAGACCGAGAAAUCAAAGUGAAUAUCUUUGACAUGGCUGGACACUCCUUCUUUUACGAGGUUCGCAAUGAAUUUUACAAAGACACCCAGGGUGUAAUCCUAGUGUAUGAUGUUGGGCAAAAGGAAUCAUUUGAUGCCCUUGACUUAUGGCUUGCUGAGAUGAAACACGAACUUGGACCACAUGGAAACAUGGAAAACAUUGUUUUUGUGGUUUGUGCCAAUAAGAUUGAUUGUGGCAAGUUGCGCUGUGUGGAUGAAAGUGAAGGGCGACUGUGGGCAGAAAGCAGAGGCUUCCUUUAUUUUGAAACUUCUGCACAGACUGGAGAAGGAAUUAAUGAAAUGUUCCAGACUUUCUACUCAGCUAUUGUUGAUUUAUGUGAUAAUGGUGGAAAGCGCCCCAUAACCAGCACAAGCAAUAGUUUCACUAAGGAGCAAGUAGACACCAUCCGGAGGAUUCGCAGCAGCAAGGAUAGCUGGGAUAUGUUGGGUGUCAAACCGGGAGCUACAAGGGAUGAAGUAAACAAGGCCUAUCGAAAGUUGGCAGUGCUCCUCCACCCAGAUAAGUGUAUGGCUCCAGGCAGUGAGGACGCCUUCAAGGCUGUGGUGAAUGCACGGACUGCCUUGCUCAAAAACAUCAAGUAAAACACAAGAAGAUGCAGCUUUCACCAUAGCAAGUGAUAUGCCUAUUCUGAGAGAGGCAUCAAGGAUUGCCUCCUGCAAAAGACAAAGGAAGCAAGUCACAGAAAAUCCCUAAAGGCAAUUUUCCUUCACCAUUUACUUUCAAAGCUGUUUUCUGUUUUACUAAGAAUAGGUCAAUAUAGGAGACUUCUCUGAGGUGGACUUCCAAACCCAUCUGAAUGCCUCAGGAACAGUAACAACUGUAAUAUCCUGUCCUUUCUUUUCCCCUGCAGAAAAGUUGGCCAUGGACUGAGAUGACGCUAAAAUAUGUUACUUCUAUUUAAAUCACUUAUUUCACUAUUGCGCAUUAUUUUCCUCAAAACCGAUGCUGAUAUUCAGCCUCUAAAUAAGCACUUCGUUGUUCCUUUGUCCUACACUGGAAAUUACUUCAUCCAUUCAUAUUCUUUGAACCACUUUAUUACUAAGUGGUUAAAGUAUUCUUGUUUUUUCAAAUAAAAAUGGCAAAAAUAUAGCAUAAUAGCUGGGGUCAAAGCACUAGUAGCCACUGUGAGUUGUUUGAUGGGACAGGCAGUACUUCCUACAAAAUGAGUUAGGUGGUAAGUUGAUUUGCUCAUAAUUUGAGUCAUAUAGUUCUAGGAGUGUUUGUCUAUACUUCGAACCUCCAUGGACCUAGCAAGGAAUACAACCUUCACCAGAUGAGGGAUUCAAUCACACAGAAGCUUAAUUUGUCUUAUUUUGUUCUUCCUUCCUCCCCAGUUGUAAAUUAAAUGAGGGAAGAAGGGAAGGGAAAAAGGAAAUGCUAACUGUAUGUACUCAAGUAUAAUUAAAAGGGCCCCUGAAUUGAAGGAGACUAGAUGAAACAAGCUCUGUGGCGGCUUGUUGAUUUCAUGACUGGCACUAACAUAUUUAUUUAUUUAUUUAAUUUAUAUGCCACAGUUGUGAUGAGCGGUGGGGGCGCAGUGGUUAGAAUGAAGUACUGCAGGCUACUUCUGCUGACUGCUGGCUGCCAGUAAUUUGGCAGUUUGAAUCUUACCAGUUCAAGGUUGACUCAGCCUUCCAUCCUUCCGAGGUGGGUAAAAUGAGGACCCGGAUUGUUGGGGGCAAUAUGCUGACUCUGUAAACCGCUUAAAAGUGGCUGUAAAGCACUGUGAAGUGGUAUAUAAGUCUAAGUGCUAUUGCUAUUUUCUGAACAGCUUACAUACUUGUCCUUGUCAUACAAACAAAUAAUUCCCUACCAAGGAAUGAUACAAGAACUCCAUAUAAAUAGCACCAUUAUCCCAAUUACAAAAAUGAACAACGUUCAUACCAUAAUAUAUUCAUAGUUUUUUUUUCUAAAAUUAAAUGGGCAUUAAGUUAGGGGUGGGGUGGGGUGGGGUAUGAUGCUAUUCCAAAGAAAGAAACGAAGAAAACUCAGCUGUAUUGAUAAGUGCUUCUUGGAAUUUUUGUUGAAAGAAUAUUCAGGCAAAAGGAUAAUCAUUAAGCAAUACUUCAACUCUUUUCUGGAAUUGGUGCUGGCCAGUAGGUCAUAGAAAGUUUUUCAGCUACCUAGAAUACAGCCUCUGUCAUGGAAUUUCUUCAAAACUGAUCUUAUUUAGGAUACAACUUAUUGAAAUUAUUUACCAUUCUAAGGAUCACAGCAUAUUAUCUGGCAAAAGAGAAAUAAUGCCUUAUGAAUAAAUGGGUGAGUUGCCAAAAAAAAAUCCCUCUUCUUGAGUUUAGGAAGAGUAUAUAGUAGUCCCAAAUAUUGAAGAUCUUAGACUUCAUUAAACUAAAAUUUAAGAACUUUUGGAAAACAACUCUUUUAUAUGUAGUGCAUUGCGAAAUAUGAGUGCAACUAUGUCUCAGUCAUUUAGCUGAUUUUUCCAAUGGUCAAAUGUAACCUAGCAGUUGUGAUGUGCAGUCAUAUAUUACCCUCCAUCUAGCACCUAUUGCUCUUUAGAACAUCUCAAAAUAGUACAAGAAGUUAAGAUGACAGUGUGCCUUGAUCACUCUAUGAUUCUGUUUAUCCAGUUCCCUGUGGAGGACCAUAAGGAUUGGCAACUGUAUUACAUUGUAUAUUGGAAGGUAUGGGAGGGACACUCCUUUGGGAGUGUGUUAAGAGGGCAGCAGUUGUACCUGCAAGUACAUAUUAAUUGAGAAAAUAACCAUCAGGUCACCAAAGGUUCCAGUUUUGAGAAGAUUUUGAGAAUUUUCCUCCGCAUGCCUUCUGUGAGUUCUUUGAGCCAAGGAAAGAGACUGUGUUCUCAGGAUGGACAUGGAGAAGUCCUGCAAGGCUGCCUUAUAAGAAAAGUCUCACUUGUGUGAAAGCUAUCUAGCUUUUGAUCAAAAUACAGAAGGAGUAAGACUCUUCAUAGCCAAAAUAAAAGCAUACCUGCCGUGUAUGAAUAUAAAAUACAUAUUGCUCUUUGUGUGUGUGUCUAUGUGCACUUUAAGGCUUAGUUGUUUGAGCUGAUCGGUUUCUGUGCAUUUCUUCAAUAAUGUUCCCUUGUUUCCUGUCUUCUAGAAAUGAUAUUUAGUCUUCUGGUUGCUGUGAAUGCUUUGUAAUGUCGAAUUCUUUUAAACUACUGGAUAUGCUGUACAUUCAUAAAUUGCACUUUUUUUGCAA
This is a messenger RNA of Pantherophis guttatus, 3620 nucleotides long. RefSeq names its product DnaJ heat shock protein family (Hsp40) member C27 (gene DNAJC27). Gene Ontology annotation, biological process: phagosome-lysosome fusion. Lineage: Eukaryota; Metazoa; Chordata; Lepidosauria; Squamata; Colubridae. Gene Ontology annotation, cellular component: phagocytic vesicle; lysosome; late endosome. Gene Ontology annotation, molecular function: GTP binding; GTPase activity. The record is from RefSeq and is a predicted model, not a curated record.